AUGAGUAACUCGCAUACUCAUCGCUCUUCCCAACUAGGCCAAAAUCAGGCACAUAAUUCUUCUACAAAUUAUAAUGGCAAUGAUCAACGUACGCAACAAGUCUAUCGGCGAAAUGUUCGAAUUAUUAGGGGCGGCCCCUAUGAUCAACCAACAGCGUCUACUGGUGUUCAUACGAAUGGAAUUAACAUAACUAACUUGAGCAAUCGUGAUUCAGUGGAUAUGGUCUUAAGGCCAGAUGGUGUCAUUGUUGGUCAUGAGGACAAACAGGAGGAUGUUAUAUUUAGGUAUUUGAAAACAAGAACCUAUCAUGCUCUUGCGCCUAAGGAUGGAGUUAUCGCUGAAACUGGAGUAAUCGCUGAUAAAGAAACAGAGAUUUGUGCCAUAUGUCAUGUUGAGUAUGAACAUGAAGUGACCAUAGGGACACUUCAUUGUGGACAUGAAUAUCGUAGAGAUUGCAUCAAAGAAUGGUUGUUGAGGAAGCACGAUUGUCCAAUGUGCAGAGCUUUACUAUUGCCCUUCACAACACCAUAG
Nicotiana tabacum (common tobacco) is the source of this 531-nucleotide messenger RNA. Lineage: Eukaryota; Viridiplantae; Streptophyta; Magnoliopsida; Solanales; Solanaceae. The record is from RefSeq and is a predicted model, not a curated record.